Messenger RNA from Phoenix dactylifera (date palm), 2369 nucleotides. It is a transcript of the gene CSR1, whose product is annotated as chlorsulfuron/imidazolinone resistant 1. Gene Ontology annotation, molecular function: acetolactate synthase activity; thiamine pyrophosphate binding; flavin adenine dinucleotide binding. The record is from RefSeq and is a predicted model, not a curated record. NCBI's taxonomy places the organism in Eukaryota, Viridiplantae, Streptophyta, Magnoliopsida, Arecales, Arecaceae. Gene Ontology annotation, biological process: L-valine biosynthetic process. Gene Ontology annotation, cellular component: acetolactate synthase complex.
GCCCCUUACUGCGGCCCCGCUUUCUAAUCUGACCCACCUGGCGGCGAUCGGAUCCGAACACGUGUGCGAUUUUCUAUCUCCAGCGCUCGUCCUGACCAUUUACAAGUACUCCCAGAUCUCUCUCAUCCCUUGCAACCAUGGCGUCUACGAAGGCGGCGCCAGCCGCAGCGGUGAACCCUUCCGCCAUCCAUCGCUCCCCUCCGCCCUCCUUCGCCACCCGCCGCCUCCUCUCGGCCAUCCCCAGACUCCUCUCCGUCUCCGCCACCGCCCCCUCCCUCCGGAGAUCCAUCUCCGUCUCCGCCGCGGCCCACCCCUCCGCUGCCUCCCCUACCCCCACCCCCGCCACCGCUGCCCCCUCCCCUCUCCGCCGCUUCUUCUCUGACGAGCCCCGCAAGGGCGCGGACAUCCUUGUCGAAGCCCUCGAGCGCGAGGGCGUCUCCGACGUCUUCGCGUACCCUGGCGGCGCCUCCUUGGAGAUCCACCAGGCCCUCACCCGCUCUCCCUCCAUCACCAACCACCUCCUCCGUCACGAGCAGGGCGAGGUCUUCGCCGCCUCCGGCUACGCCCGCUCCACCGGCCUCCCCGGCGUCUGCAUCGCCACCUCCGGCCCCGGCGCCACUAACCUGGUCUCCGGCCUCGCCGACGCCCUCCUCGACUCCGUCCCCAUGGUCGCCAUCACCGGCCAGGUCCCCCGCCGCAUGAUCGGUACCGACGCCUUCCAGGAGACCCCCAUCGUCGAGGUCACUCGCUCCAUCACCAAGCACAACUACCUCGUCCUUGACGUCGACGACAUUCCCCGCAUCGUAAAAGAAGCGUUUUUCCUCGCCUCCUCCGGCCGCCCGGGCCCCGUGCUCGUCGACAUCCCGAAGGACAUCCAGCAGCAGCUCUCCGUCCCCGUCUGGGAUCCACCGCUCCGCCUCCCCGGCUACCUCUCCCGCCUUCCCAAGGCCCCCGCCCGCCCCCUGCUCGACCAGAUCCUCCGCCUCGUCUCCGAGUCCAGCCGCCCGGUCCUCUAUGUCGGCGGUGGCUGCUCGAGCUCGGGCGACGAGCUCCGCCGCUUCGUCGAACUGACUGGAAUCCCCGUCACAACCACUCUAAUGGGUCUUGGGAAUUACCCGAGUGCCGAUGAGCUCUCUCUGAGGAUGCUGGGAAUGCACGGGACUGUGUACGCCAACUAUGCUGUCGAUAAAGCUGAUCUCUUGCUGGCCUUCGGAGUCAGAUUUGACGACCGGGUGACUGGAAAGCUCGAAGCUUUUGCGAGCAGGGCGAAGAUUGUGCACAUCGACAUCGAUCCGGCCGAGAUCGGGAAGAACAAGCAGCCCCAUGUGUCGAUCUGUGCCGAUAUGAAGCUGGCGUUGGAUGGGAUGAAUGCAUUGCUGGAGGAGAGCGGCCUUCAUCAAAAGCUCGACUUUUCUGCUUGGAGGGAGGAGCUAGAUCAUCAGAAGAAGGAAUACCCUUUGAGCUACAAGACUUUUGGGGAUCAGAUUCCUCCCCAGUAUGCAAUUCAGGUGCUUGAAGAAUUGACGAAUGGGGAGGCCAUCAUCAGCACCGGCGUCGGGCAGCACCAGAUGUGGGCCGCACAGUAUUACAGCUACAAGAAGCCUCGCCGGUGGCUGUCAUCUGCUGGAUUGGGGGCGAUGGGCUUCGGGCUGCCAGCAGCAGCAGGGGCGGCCGUCGGUAACCCGGGGGUCACUGUUGUCGACAUCGACGGCGAUGGGAGUUUUCUCAUGAAUGUCCAGGAGCUGGCGAUGAUUCGGGUGGAGAAUCUCCCUGUGAAGGUCUUGGUGUUGAACAACCAGCACUUGGGCAUGGUUGUGCAGUGGGAGGAUCGCUUCUACAAGGCCAACAGGGCACAUACUUACUUAGGGAACCCAGCAAAUGAAUCAGAGAUAUAUCCAGAUCUGGUGGCUAUUGCAAAGGGAUUCAACAUACCCGCCGCCCGGGUGACACAGAAGGCUGAUGUCAGGGAGGCGAUCAGGGAGAUGCUGGAGACACCAGGGCCUUACUUGUUGGAUGUUGUCGUGCCGCACCAGGAGCAUGUCUUGCCUAUGAUUCCAAGUGGUGGUGCAUUCAAAGAUAUCAUAAUUGAAGGAGAUGGGAGAACAGCAUAUUAGUUUUACUUGGGUAAUUGGUAUUGCUUUGUUUUACUCUUUGGAUUGUAAGCUCAAGGGAGCCCUUUUUAUGUCUUUUUAUGUCUCAGUAGUUAUGUCAGUUGUUAGCUUUUGUUUGCUUCAUUCCAAGAGGCCUUUUUGAUGGUGGGCUACAUUUCUCCUAUGCAUAUGUGUAUCAGGAUUUUUGCUAUGAAGAUUGUAGUAGAAUGAUCACCUACUUGUUGCUUGUUGAUAAUGUCAUGAGCUAUCUUUGGUGUU